Molecule: messenger RNA, 1314 nt
Organism: Periconia digitata
Lineage: Eukaryota; Fungi; Ascomycota; Dothideomycetes; Pleosporales; Periconiaceae
Source: the annotation of a GenBank genome assembly
UCAACAACUUUCUUGUGCUGGCUCUGCUGCUUUUUUCUUUCUCCUUUCUUUUUACUUGAGAGAAUACAGUCUUCUCGUCAACUGAAGAUGGCGAAACUCAGGAAUGCAGCUAUCUCCGUUGCAACUACCUCCGUUGCGGGUAUCGCGGUAUUCUACCAGCUCUAUGCCAAAGAGUUUGUUUUCGAUACCCUAGGCUUCGGACGUACUAUCGAGCCGAUCGAGAACUUUCGUUGGAAUUGUCGUCGUAUGACCAGUGCUGCGCUGGAGGGAUGCGAGGAUAUGUGGCUGGACAAUCAAGAUCGAGUGCUGUAUGCAGCUUGCUCUGGAAGCUUGUCUCGUGGACAAUGGAAUCCUGGAUUGUCCAAAUAUAACAUUUCGGGUCGCCGUCCAGGAGGAUCUCAACUCAUAUCCAUCAAAAUCGACGAGCCUACUGUUGACGGUUUCUUUCCCAUGCGCAGUGUUGGGAAGAGAGGGUACAAAGGUGUGACUGGCGAUCAAUCGCUGGACCUGAUUGGAUUCGAUGUCGACAACAGUGUUCCUGGAGAGUUGCGGUUCUGGCUGAUCAAUCAACGACCGCCAGUGGACACAGAGAAUAACUUUUUGGAUGCGUCCAAAGUUGGAGCAAAUGUGACUGUGGAUGUUUUCAGCCUCAAAAAAAGGUCGAAGUAUAUGAACCAUCUUCAAACGAUUGUCCAUUCUAGCGUCUACUCGGCGAACAAUUUGGCACUGAUGGGUGAUGGAACAUUUGUUUUGACGAAUGAUCAUUCUGGUAAAGUUGGAAUGCGCAAGGAGUUGGAUUUGUUCAUUGGAGGAGGUAACGUUGUUCAUUGCCAAAGCACUGGGGAUUGCAAGCCAGUGAUAGGAAGCUCCCUCAAAUUUGCCAACGGUAUCGCGAGAGACCAAGAUGGGCUCGUAUAUGUCGCAUUCACUGGAUCUCCAUACAUUGGUGUGUAUCGUUUCACCAAAACCGGCCAGCUGGAGGGGAUUGAUAGAAUUCCUACGGGCAUGGCUGCUGACAAUCUCUCCGUGGAUUCGAACGGUGAUAUAUGGGCCGUGGGCAUUCCAAAGGUCUUCGAUCUUGUCGACUCUAUCGUCGACCCAUUCAACAAGGAAAGUCCCAGUACAAUUUUCAAAAUCCACAAGAGUCGCGAUGGUAAGUACAAGUUCACGAAGGUUCUGGAAGAUCGUGACGCGAGAUUCGUCGCCAGCGCCACAAUUGCGGUUUUCGACUCUCUCCGCGGGCGGCUUUUCAUUGGGGGUGCUGCUACCCCCUUUGUCACAGUAUGCGAACCGAUCAGACUACCGCAAAUAUAA